UUUGGUCAAAAUAUUUACUUUAGCCGCAAUUAGGGAUAGGUAGUUGGUUUUUCGUAUCCGGACGAGAAUAGUUUGGGGCUAUUUUUUGGCGGCAACAUGGAUUGGGACCAAGGCGCCGUAACUUCGUUGGCGGGCGGCGGACAGCCUGGCGCGCCAGGCACCGGUGGCGCCUCCACGGUGACAUCAUCCUACGACCUCACGCGUCGAUGCGUGAGUUUCCUCCGAGGGUUCCGUGAAGAAAACACGUUUGUGUACCGCGCUCAGUUGACGUCGCAUCUCCGUCGGUCGCACCUGGUGCUGGAAGUGGAGCUGCGCGACCUGACAUCAUACGAUGCCGAGUUGGGGGACAUGUUCUUGUCGAAACCUGCGCAAAUGCUUCCGCUUCUCGAGGCCGCCGCCGCGCAAGUCGCCAAGCAACAGCAGCAAUCUUUGCCGAUCCAGAUUGUGUUGAAGAGUGCAGCGAUGGAGAGCCUGCGACUCCGCGACGUGCAUGCCUCGCAGGUGAAUCGACUCGUGAAGGUUCCUGGUAUCGUCAUCAGCUCGUCGAAAGUACGCGCAAAGUGCAUGAGUAUCUCGGUCCAAUGCAAGAACUGCGGCCAUGUGAAGAACCUCCCUUGCCCCAGCGCUUUCCAGGUACCUGUCCCGCUUUUGCUUGUUCAUCAUGUCAUGCAUUGGAGUAGGGAGUGGCCGUCCCCCGCAACUGCGAUCGCCGCGCACAGAACGACGCGGAAGGCAGCAUGGGCGUGCUUCAGCAGGACUGUCCCAAGGACUCGUAUGUGAUCGUGCCGGACAAGUGCUCCUACGUCGACCAGCAGACGCUCAAGCUGCAGGAAAGCCCCGAAGUCGUGCCCACGGGGGAGAUGCCGCGCCAUUUGCUCUUGUCGUGCGACCGAUACUUGGUCGACAAAGCAUCCCCCGGCACUCGCGUCUCGAUUCUCGGGAUCUCGUCCGUGUUCAAUGCCAAGAAGCAAGUCGGCGCCGUGGCCAUCCGCACGCCGUACCUCCGCGUGGUGGGAAUCGAGAUCGACGAAGAAGGAGCUGGACGCGCCAAAGUCGUGUUCACACCGCGGGAAGAAGAGAUCUUUGCCGACAUGGCGCGGGAUCCCAACUUAUACGAGAAACUGUCUGCCUCGAUUGCACCCAGUAUCUAUGGGGACUACACCGUCAACAUCAAGAAAGCCAUCGCGUGUUUGCUCAUCGGGGGGAGUCGGAAACGUCUUCCAGAUGGCAUGAUUUUGCGCGGGGACAUAAACGUGUUGCUGUUGGGCGAUCCGUCCACGGCCAAGUCGCAAUUCCUAAAAUUCACAGAAAAAGUUGCUCCCGUGGGAGUAUACACGAGCGGGAAAGGCAGUUCCGCGGCCGGGUUGACGGCGUCCGUGAUCAAGGAUGCCAAGGGCGAGUUCUUCUUGGAAGGCGGCGCGAUGGUGCUGGCGGACGGCGGCGUCGUGUGCAUCGACGAGUUCGACAAAAUGCGCGAAAGCGACCGCGUGGCCAUCCAUGAAGCCAUGGAGCAGCAAACGAUCUCCAUUGCCAAGGCAGGCAUCACCACGAUUCUCAACUCGAGGGCGUCCGUGUUGGCGGCGGCAAACCCCGUGUUUGGCCGUUAUGAUGACAUGCGCAGUGCGUCUGAUAACAUCGAUCUCAUGAGCACGAUCCUCAGUCGAUUCGAUCUGAUCUUCAUCGUGCGAGACAUUCAGGACGAGACUCGCGAUCGCAAUAUGGCGGCGCACGUCGUUCGCGUCCAUACUAACCAGCUCAACCAACCGCAGCAAGAUACCCAGGGGGAGAUUGAACCAGCGCUCAUGAAGCGUUUCAUCACGUACUGCCGGCAGCGCAUUGCGCCGCGACUAUCGAUGGACGCGACCCAGGCAUUGCAGGACUUCUACGUGCAAGUUCGGGACACAGUGCGCCAGGAUGAGAAAGCGCGCGCGAUUCCCAUCACGGUGCGGCAGCUAGAGGCAUUGGUGCGCAUCUCGGAGAGUCUGGCCAAGAUGCAUCUCAAGAUUCAAGUGACUUCGGAGAACGUCCAAGAAGCCAUUCGGCUGUUCAAAGUAUCGACGAUGAAUGCAUCGCAGGAUGGCGGCACCCGCGGCCUCUUUGGGGCGUUCCAUGAGAAGGCCGCGGUCGUCGAGGAAGCUAUCCUCAAGAUGGUUCAUGUCGGCGUGCGCAUGGACACGACAGCGCUGUAUAUCAAGCUCGAAUCUCAGGGACACAAUCCGAACGCGAUCCAGCGAGCCAUUCGCGGCAUGGUGCAAAAGGGAUCGCUCAAGCAGACAAACCAGUACAAAUACGUGUUGCGUGCUAUGUAAUAACCCAACUCCCCUUUGAAAUAUAUAUAUAUAUUAUCAAGUCCAUUCGAAAUUUGAGUGGGGUGCU
This is a messenger RNA of Aphanomyces astaci, 2376 nucleotides long. RefSeq lists its product as hypothetical. NCBI's taxonomy places the organism in Eukaryota, Oomycota, Saprolegniomycetes, Saprolegniales, Verrucalvaceae. Gene Ontology annotation, biological process: double-strand break repair via break-induced replication; DNA replication initiation; DNA replication. The coding region runs from base 738 to 2309 and encodes 523 amino acids. Gene Ontology annotation, cellular component: nucleus; MCM complex. The record is from RefSeq and is a predicted model, not a curated record. The transcript has 7 exons. Gene Ontology annotation, molecular function: single-stranded DNA helicase activity; 3'-5' DNA helicase activity; single-stranded DNA binding.